GGUGAGUCGGUGUGUUGUGGACUCGUGGUGCUGGCUGCCGCUGUUGAGGCGGCCUGGAACGGGCUGUGGGGAGCGGGCGGAGCUGGCUCUGCUUCUGCCUGGUCAGCGCCGCAGGCGGCGCGGGCCGUGCCCGCUGCCGUCAACUGCUCCAACCGCCUGCUGAGGCCGAGGGAGACGUCGGGGCCUGCACCUGGAGAGAGCCUGCCGCGCUGGCCCGGAGGAGGGGGCGUUGCCAUGGCGACAGCCUCUCCGGCAGCUGACGGGGGGCGGGGGCGGCCCUGGGAAGGAGGGCUGGUCUCCUGGCCCCCUGCCCCUCCCCUUACGCUCCCUUGGACCUGGAUGGGCCCGAACUGGGGGCAACACCCUGGGCAUUGGGGCUUUCCAGCUCUCACAGACCCUUCAGCGUCUCCAGCUGCCAGUCUUGGCAUCUUCGAAGUAAGGAGAGUUUUAGAUGCCUCUGGAUGCUCAAUGCUAGCACCUUUACAGACUGGAGCAGCUCGAUUUUCUUCAUAUUUACUUUCAAGAGCAAGAAAAGUGCUGGGCUCCCACUUAUUUUCUCCCUGUGGCGUUCCGGAGUUCUGUUCCAUAUCUACCAGAAAGCUGGCGGCCCACGGCUUUGGCGCGUCAAUGGCGGCAAUGGUGCCCUUUCCUCCCCAGAGGUAUCACUACUUUUUAGUGCUGGACUUUGAGGCCACCUGCGACAAGCCACAGAUUCAUCCUCAGGAAAUCAUUGAGUUCCCCAUCCUGAAGUUAAAUGGCCGUACCAUGGAAAUUGAGUCUACCUUUCACAUGUAUGUCCAGCCUGUAGUCCACCCACAGCUUACCCCCUUCUGUACAGAGCUCACUGGGAUCAUUCAAGCCAUGGUGGAUGGCCAGCCAAGGCUGCAGCAAGUGCUGGAGAGGGUCGAUGAGUGGAUGGCGAAGGAAGGCCUCUUAGAUCCAAACGUCAAGUCAAUUUUUGUCACCUGCGGAGACUGGGACUUGAAAGUCAUGCUCCCAGGCCAGUGCCAUUAUUUAGGCCUGCCCGUGGCGGAUUACUUCAAGCAGUGGAUUAAUCUGAAAAAGUAGUGGGAUUAGAGGCAUCCACUACCACAUCUGGGAUCAGAGGCAUCCACUACCACAUCUGGGAUCAGAGGCAUCCACUACCACAUCUGGGAUCAGAGGCAUCCACUACCACAUCUGGGAUUAGAGGCAUCCACUACCACAUCUGGCACAACUAGUCUAUCAUUUGGAAAAAUAACAGAAACAAAUGCAAAAUUGGCAUUAUGCUAAAUUAUUUUUUAAUACAUCGAUUACAUUGGGACAAACUUGUUCUUUGAAACUGAGUAUUAUAGCAGUACCAACUGUGUAAUGGUGAUUGGUUGUCAAAGUUAGGGGUGAAAGAAACAGUCAUUAUGGCCUUAGAGUUUGAGUGAGCACCUUGGUAAAUUAGAAUGAAUUUUAUGUGCUAGUAGAAGGAGAAGCUUAAGAUUAAAAAAACAAAGAACUUUGGAGACAGAAGGCAGAGCAGUCCCGCUUUACUCUUAAACCAGUGCCCUCUUACAAGAAUGGUACUGACCCAUUUGUGUAGGCUGUUCCCAUGCCCUAGUGGUCUUUCAAAGGCCCCACCUCUCAGUACUGAUAGAGAAGCAGUUCAAUUUUAACAUGGACUUUGGGGAGGACAGGAGUUCAGUCAUUAGUAUCUGUGCUCCCCAUUAAAGUUCCACUGGCACAUGUGGCAGUGGAUCACUUGGAAUAUAUCUAAUAUGAUUGAGAGAUAAUUCUUAGUGUGUUUUAUUUUUAUUUUAAAUUAAAUUAUCAAUUUAAAUUAAAAAUUUCCUUGAGAAACUUUUAAGUAUGUUUAAAGCACUUGAUUUAGAGAUGCUACAUUUUAAACUGUUAAUAGUACACAGUCUACAACAUUGUUUCUGAUAAAGAUUUUGCUUCCUAGCUGAGAUGUGAUAAAACCAUUAAUUUACCCAUCAGACUUGGUCUGAAAAAGAGCCAAAUUAUCUCAUAAUUUUUAUACUGCUAUCAUGUUGAGGAUAAUAUUUGGAUAUAUUAAUUGAUUAAAUAAUAUUGUGUUUUACUUAAAACAGUUUUAAGCCUUUAUCAUUAUUAUUUUUUAUGUGUUUGGGUGUUUUGCCGUCAUGUAUGUAUACCAUGUAUUGCAGUACCAACAAAGGCCAGAAGAAGGCCUCAGACCUUGGUACUGGAAUUAUAGAUAGUUGUGAGCCACCAUUGGGCUACUGAGAAUCAAACCUGGGUCCCCUGGAAGAGCAACCAGUGCUCUUGGCCACUGAGCCACCUCUCCAUCUCCAACAUGUUUUAUCUUUUAAUGUGACCACUAUAAAACUUCGACUCUCUUAUAUAUUUGCAUUGUGUUUGUACUGAACAGACCUGGGCCAGAUACUUGGCUUCUGUGCUCCAUUGUCUAAUCCUCACAACCCUCCUGAACAUAGAGAGGUAAUGCUUUCACUCCAAUAUGUGGCAAAACUGGAAGUGAAGUUAGUUCCACCCAAGUCUUUAUGGUACAGAGACAGAGGGCCACCGAGGGUGGUAUCCCAGAGGCUGAGAUGGCUGUUUACAGCCCAGAGAGAGAUGAAUAAUUCCAAGGUGAGCAGAUGGACCCUGAUGACCUUGGUGAGAACGUGUGAGCACAAAGGAAGGAUGAGGAUAAAGCAAGUGGUUUGGGCAUAAGUAAGAAGGCAAGGAGGUAAGAGAAAUUUAAUGUUUUCAGAGCUGCGAUUCUGAAGAAAAGAACAGGUAAGAGAUGUGACAUGGCCAGUACAGGACUAAGAAGGAUUUGGGGUGGAAGGUGGCCAGCCAGGCUGAAAGUCAGGAAGGAAAGGGGUCAUUAGGGCUACCUCUGAAAAGGGGAGAGAAGACAGUAUAUCCUUCCCUACUUCAUCCUGACAGAAGAAAAAGAGAGAUGGGUGCAGAUCCAUGUCCACAGGCUUGCUGAUUUGAUGAGGGCAAGCUGAGGUCGUUUUCAUCUGGCUCAGGCUGCUUUCUAUUGCUGUGCUGAAGACCAUGGCUGCGGUAGUUUGAGUAAGAAUGACACCACCCCCCAGGCUCACAGAUUUGAAUAGUCAUCGGAAAGUGGCACUGUAUGAGAAGCACUAGGAGCUGUGGCCUUAUUGGAGGAAGUAUGUCACUAGGGCAGACUUUGACGUUUCAGAAGCUCAAGCCAGGCACAGUGCAUCUCUCUCUCUCUCUCUCUCUCUCUCUCUCUCUCUCUCUCUCUCUCUCUCUCUCUCAGUUUACAGGUCAGAGUGUAGCUUUUAGCUAGGUUUCUAGUACCACACUUGUCUGCCAUGUUCCCUACCAUAGUGAUGAUGAUUCACUAAGCCUGUGAAACUGUAAACAAGCCCCAAUUAAAAACUUUCUUUUAAAACUUAUUUUUGGUUAUUUAUAGUGUCUCUUCACAACAAUAGAACAGUGGCUAACAGUCAGAAGCAACUUGUAGAAGGAAAGGGUUUAUUUGGCUCACAUACUCUGGGUCACAAUCCAUUGAAGGACACGCAGGGGCAUAGAGGAACAUUGCUCACUGACAUGUUCGUGUUGUGUCCCUAUCCUUAUCUCCCCCCACCCCCGCCUUGUUCCAUCAGCCUUCUUCUACACUCCAGGACCACCUGCCAAGGGAUGGUACUGCCCCUGGUGAUCUGGGUCCUCCCAUAUCAAUCUUUAGUCAAGAAAAUGCCACACAGACUUGCCUACAGGCUAACCAUAUGGAGGCAAUUUCUCAAACCAGAUUCCCUUUCCCAAGUAUGUCUGAGUUUGUGUCAAGUUGACGAAACCAACCAGCACAACUUGUCAACUUAGUGCACAACUUGUCAACUUAGUGCACAAACGCAUACUUAUUAAACCAUAAUCCUCCCUUUCUGUUUAUCCCAAGAUCUCAUAUUAAUAUCAAUUUUCAUAAUAGAAAAUCUUUUUUAAAAGUUUCAGUCUUUAAAAAAUUUAAACACUUUAAUAAAAGUUCAGUCACUUUAAAAUAUCCACAAUUUCUUUAAAAGUCCAAAGUCUUUUUAACCGUGGGAUCCUAUAAAAUAUAAAGUAAGUUUAACACCUUUCUUAUUCCAAGAAGGACAAACCAGGGCACAAUCACAAUAAAAGCAAAACCAAGCUCCAAUAGUGUAAAAAACUCUGUAUCCAGUUAUUUGUAUCCAGGAUUCAUGAUCAUCUGGACUCUAGGGGGGCUCA
Messenger RNA from Alexandromys fortis (reed vole), 4185 nucleotides. It is a transcript of the gene Eri3, whose product is annotated as ERI1 exoribonuclease family member 3. Gene Ontology annotation, biological process: exonucleolytic trimming to generate mature 3'-end of 5.8S rRNA from tricistronic rRNA transcript (SSU-rRNA, 5.8S rRNA, LSU-rRNA). NCBI's taxonomy places the organism in Eukaryota, Metazoa, Chordata, Mammalia, Rodentia, Cricetidae. The record is from RefSeq and is a predicted model, not a curated record. Gene Ontology annotation, molecular function: 3'-5'-RNA exonuclease activity; nucleic acid binding. The transcript is spliced from 8 exons. Bases 235 to 1068 code for a protein of 277 amino acids.